Molecule: messenger RNA, 13834 nt
Organism: Zeugodacus cucurbitae (melon fly)
Lineage: Eukaryota; Metazoa; Arthropoda; Insecta; Diptera; Tephritidae
Exons: 4
Coding region: 12856-13644 (262 amino acids)
Source: RefSeq, a predicted model, not a curated record
UUUUUUUUUACGAGGAGGAAGCAUCGAAAGCCUGAACCCCAAGUCAGUGUGGAACUUUAAUCCGAACUAAACCUCCUACCGUCUUGUACCGUUCCCCCCGGUACCACCGUCAAGUAUUACGUCGGGAGGAUGGUUGAGUUACACUCAUACGUACGUGGUGGUCAAAAUGCAUUCAGUCACAAGUUGCAUUUACUUGGCCCCACCUCUGUUGGUCUAAUACCCCGCCUCGUACAUUGUUCGUCGCCAACCCUUCCCGUCACGUCAAUGUUAGUGUGUUCAAGUCGUAGUUGUUCGUUGUAUUUAACAGCUCAAUAUAUCUGUGUAAAAUCUCAUCUGUCGCGAGAACGGCUGAAAAUGCUCACCCACAAAAGUGCCCAACGUGUUGUAUGUGUUUGAUUAUGAGCAGGGAUGGGCACCACCACAAAAUGUAAAAAUUAAUAAUAAUUUAUAUUUAAUAUAAAUUAUAGUAAAAUUGGGUAAUAUAAUAAUUUAAAAAAGUAAAUUAGUGCUAUUUUAUAAUGAAAAAAUGGUUUUCAUUUCAUACGUAAAAUAUACAACUUCGUCCGCAUCGACCUGCACAGUCAACUGCUGAUUGCAGACUGAUUUUAUCGUCGUUUAUUUAUCGUAUUGUCCCAUCGUAGGUGCUCGUUUUACGUUCUUCGCUUGUGCGUGUUAGUGACAAUCGGUGUGUGUACGUAUACGAUCACUUAUGCUCUUUUAGCACCUACUAAGACUUUGCCCAUGCCUGAUUAUGAGUGACAAACUAUUGACUGAAAUUCAUAUGCCAGUGCCAAAUCGUCAAAAUGUACUGAACCGAACAUUGAAAUGUGAGCGAGCAUACGACAGAAUAACUUUGGAGCAACAAGUAUCAAGAAAUGUUCAAUUAAUUCCAUUAUUUAAUGAGCAGCAAAAGAGUGCCUAUGAUGAAUUGAUGAAGGCUGUCAAUGAUGGAAGCAGUGGACUAUUUUUUCUUGAUACGCCCAGCGGAACUAGGAAAACGUUACUGAUAUCGAUUAUUUUGGCAACAAUAAGAUCUCAAAAUGGCAUUGCGUUGGCUCUCGCAUCUACUGGAAUUGCUGCAACGCUACUAGAAGUUGGAAGAACGGCACAUUCGGCACUGAAGCAUCCGUUAAACAUGCAUAUCAAUGAAACACAUGUUUGCAACGCAAUCAGUUAUGGCAAAAUGUUGAAGAAUUGUGAACUGAUAGUAUGAGAUGAGUUCAAUUCUCUAGGACCACUUGACAGAACAGUGAAAGUUCUGUGGAAUAAUAAACGUCACUUUGGUGGCGUAAUGCUCCUGUUAGCAGGCGAUUUUUCACUUCUGUUAUUUCGAAAUCAACAACGGCGGAUGAAUUGAACACAUGUCUCAGGUCAUCCGAUUGUGGCGUGAAAACCACAACGGAUUGACUAUAAAUAUGCAAUUGUACCUAUAUUCCUUAGUUGGCUUUCGACGCGAAUAAACGUGCGAGCCCAUCACGAUUUUCUUGGUGAAUUUUUUCCAGGCGAAUUGGUGUUGCGAUUUUUCCGUAUUUUCUUUUGUGCGGUCAUUUGUUUACGUGGAGUAUAGGCACCGUUGCCUGCCGUGAGUAAGUAGUGCCGUGUUGUAGUUGUUACGGUCGCGUGUGAUUUUGUGUGAGUGCACAAUUUUGUGCAUUCUCCGCAUUUUUUGGGCGCGCGUGGUUACGGUUUUCCGUACGGACGUGCGUUUUUGUACAGUUUUGGUAGACUUGGUAAGUACAACAUUGUUGUUAUUAAAGUAGCGUGGGUAUCUACACAGUUGUUGUUGGUGGACUGUCGCACAGUUUCAGUGGUUUACCGUGUUGUUGGUAUUCCUGCUGGCUGGUCUAUCAGUGAGUGCUGUGCGGGUUCAGUUGCACCUGUAUCGGGUUUGCUCGGACAGUUUCGCCCAAAGGGUGCCAGCGACUGUCCAAGUGCUGAAGUAGCUGACUGGUGUGUAGAUUGCGGUCGUAGAAGUGGAGCCCACGGUGCGAUUUGGUGCAGUGCCACAGCGGUUGACUCGCGACCGUUACGGGGACAAUGAUCCAUCCAGCGGUCUUUCUGAGUAAUCCUUUCCAGGCCGUUGGCUGGAGUUUCGGGCUGUGCCCUCGUGAGAGCGCUUUAAUCGACCGCCUGGGUAGUGACUGCUACAGAGCGGGUCUACAUAGAGGUUAGCAUAUUCAGUGCGUUCAGUCGCACGCGCUUGGAGAGCGCUGUUCUCGGGUUUUACCUGAACUGCCUGCCUGAGGGUAGUCCGAAGGCAGAAAUGCCUCCACCACGGAGGAGGAGGGUUAAGUCCUUCACCACCGUUGUUGGCGAAAUCGGGGGACGGGAGCGGUAGUGGUAACGGAAUAGGUGGCACCGCUGAAAAAGCGGUUGUUCACCCCACAUGUUCGGUGAAGUCGGGCGAGGCGAAAAGCGGCACUGACGUAGCAGAAAAUGGCGUCGCGAGUGGAAAGGGAUCGGUGAAGAAGGGAGAGAAUAAGGGAGUAUGAUGGGGGAGGUGCUAUCAGCCAUGUUGCUGCCAUGAAGGCAGUGACAGCCGAAGGAAGCGCCUUGGUCUUCGGGUCGAAGAACUUCGAAGUCACGACUGCAAAGGGGCUGAUGGAGCUUUCAUCGAGGUACGAGGCACUCAUGAUGUCGGUAGUUACCGAGACCGGUAGUUACCGUGACCGGUAGUUACCGCGGUCAGGUCGACACGUUAAGGGCGGGUUGUGGGGGAUCCUUCCCCCAACCGAAGGUGGCCCCUGAUAGUAGCACCAAAUCCUGAAAGUUUUAAGAAUAGGAGAAUUAAGUAGUGGACGCAUGAGUUAACCCUGAAAAGGAGGACUGUCCGGCGAUUGCGACGAAAGCUUCUACGCGCUUGACGGUCCAAUUCUGAUAGGCUGUCCCAGAUUAGAUAUGAGUUUAGUUCUGCGAUGAUAUGCUUGUAAAAAUUAAAGAAGAAUAAUGGAGGAGUUUCGUGGGGGAGAAUAGGGAUGACCCCUGGGGUCAGGUCUAUAGGAUCUGCAGGGGUCGCAAGAGGGAGGAUAUCACCUCUCGCGUUGGCGACACUGUGUUAUCAACUUGGAGAAAGUGUGCGAAGGUUCUGUUAGGAGCGUUCUUUCCUAGGGCAGAGGUUCAGGCACCUCAAGCACAAGAGGUACCUGUUCCUUCACUAGAUGAUACGAUACGUCUUUGGUCUGGUUAGGUCAAAACGGCCCCCUGGUUUUGAUGGUUUGAACGGAGAGAUGUGUAAAAGCUUGUGGAAGUUCAUUCCGGAAUACUUGGAGGUCAUUUAUAAUAAGUACGUGUGGGAGGGAUAUUUUCCACGUGAGUGAAAAAGUGUCGUCCCACUCCCGAAGUCCCCUGAUAAGAUCAGGAGUGAUCCUCGUUCUUAUCGGGGCAUUAGCCUCUUUUCGGUGCUUUGAAAAGUGCUGGAGAGGGUUAGGGUGGAACGACUUCAGGAGCUAACGCGGGGUAUGUGAUCGGAUAGUCAGUAUGGGUUCAGGAAAGGACGCAGUGUGGAAUAUGCGUGAAUGUAUGUUCAGAGUGUGGUUAGGGAGAAUGAAAGCAAAUAUGUCCCUGGCAUAUUUGUUGAUUUCAAGGGGGCGUUUGACUUUCUAAUGUGGGACCGAGUGAUACAACGGUUAGAGGAACUUGGCUGGCCGGAGAUUACUCUCUGGCGGAGUUAUUUUUCGGACAGAAAGGCCUCUAUCGUUAGAAUGAAUGGGAGUAUGGAGAUUGGAGUGGCUCGUGGCUGUCCGCAGGAACCCAUGAACCCUCAUGAUGGACUCUCUGCUUGGACAGCUGUAUGGUGGAAAACAGCUACGACGGCCUUUGGUCGCCGAAAGCUCCUCUCCGUGAAGCGUUGCAUGAUGCUGCCUGUAUGUCGCACCGUUUCUUCGGAUGCCUUCUUGACGUGGUCGUCAUACAGCGUGCUGUGUCAUUCAGGUUAAGAAGGGGUCUGAGUGUGAAAAUUCGGAACGAGUUGAUUUCCCAUGAUGAUGUGGAGGGGGAGGGAUAUCUAGGGAGCAAAAGUCUUCUAGAUGAUAGGGUCAGGUGUAGGUGACAAGACCGUUGGACAACAGCUUCAAUGGUCGGGUGACUUAUGAGUACAUCCGGGACGUUAGGUAUGUAGAAGGAAACCCAGACUUCAGAUUCUGUCUGAUUCUGUCUUUCGGGGCACGUGCCUCUGAAUGCAUUUCUGCAUAUGAGACACCUUACAGGUAGGUCAGAGUGUAUGUGUGGAGCGCGUGUUGAGGAUGGGGUGCAUGUUAUAGCGGAAUGCCGGAUGUACUGAGGCAUUAGGGACCUUGCUGUAUAGGGAUUAGUUGGACUGAUAGAGGGUUAGAUGUUAUUGGUGUGAUUUCCACUAGUCGGAAUGCCGAACAGUUAGGGUCGUUUGAAAGGUUUCCGCGUGUGUUGUUUAGGCGGCGAAGGCAAUUAGCUGAAAACCGGGGUUAGAUUCUCGUAUGAAUGGGGUGUGAAUUGGAUGAGAGUAUUGAGCUCAAACCCUGGUCACCAGUACAGAGCUGGAUGGAAGCUCAACUGGUAGUAGUUUCGGCUACGAGGUCUGACCGGAGACUUAAUUCUGGUAGCACGGAGCCCUUGGAGUUCGCUCCAACCUGCUCAUGCGGACUGGCCCCUCGGGGAGUAUCGUGGAGGUUGUUGUUAAUACCCGAAUGCGGGUAGAGUGAUCUUGGUCGCUCAAUGUGGAGUUGCAUUGCAACCCGGUCCCGGACCCAAAAUACGGCGAGGUAUUAGAUAGGCCUCGAACCCCACCAAGGUGGUUAAUGUGUCCAUUCCACACGACAAUUGGUACCGAGUAAUGCAUUGCAUUUUCGGGGCGCUGAUCUUCGCAUUGAUUUGAUCCGCUGUGCAUUUGAGCACCGUGGAGUAAGGCCGUCAUCGGCAGGUACCCACGUUAAUCACACCAAACGUUGUACCUGCAACAGUAUAGCACCGCAGAAGAACUGCUAAGAAUUGGAAAUGUCCAAAUUCCGGUUGUACUUCCAAUGGUUUGACAUCAACGAAAGAUGAAUCCAUCGCGAAUGUUUAUCCGAACAUUGGUUAAAAUUAUCGUAACUACGAUAGGUAGUAGUACGCCUUAAGUUGAUACAUUUUAUUUCACUUAGCAUUAUAUGUCUGCUAAAGUUUUUUCUCAAUAAAUAACAGAAUUUCAAAACAACGAUAUGGAAAAUUUCUUCACUGUAAUUUCUUUUCGAUUUUACUUCUGCGUGAUAGUUGCCCUGGGUUUUGAAAACAGUCGUUUACUCGGCACUGAAGAGGCUACAAUGUGUAAAUAUUAAUAAGCCUAUUUAUACAACUCCGGAAACACAGUAUUCAUGUCAACCCAAAUUCUAUAGACUUCUGAUUGGUAGGGGUAACAGCCGAGAUACACUUUCUCUUCAACCUUCCGUCCCUGUAAUUGUAGAUAAAUUUGACAGAUUUCAUUUCACCUUUUGGUGGACCAAAUGUUUAUUCUGGUUCCAAACAUCAAACGAGUAUUCUGUUUCACACUCAUCCGAAGAUUCCGUUGUAUCAGCGCAAAUUAAUCGCGCUAUGAAACAAAAAAAAAGUAUUUCCUUUAGCCCUAGCAUCUUUAAAAUGAAGUAAUUUGAAUCUCUGAUCAAACGCAGUAGCCUACGCCAGAAUUAUGUAAAUUGUAUAAAUAAAUCAUAAAAGUAACCGCAGGCCAAGCGCACAUUCCCUUAACGAAUUCUCCGUAUUUUACAAAAAUCUAAUUCCAAUGUAAUAAAGGUUAUCCAAAUAGAGGGUUUCGGGUUAAUACCCGAAAAAAUGUGAAGGUGUGAAGUAAAAUUUUUAUAUAAAACAUCGACAUAAAACAUCGCUGAAAGUGACAUCGAUACAUCAUCCCUACUGGCAUGCCGCUGCAUCAUUUGCGUCUCAAAGUUGGAUCUGUCUAUACUUCGCAAACUUCAUACGCCGUACUUUAACCCGACUGAUUGUGACGCAGCCAUCGAAUAAUGUGAUAUGUGAGUUGAAAAACCAUAUUAUCUGUACAUUUACGCACCGGAACUGAAAACAAAAAUUGUUGUUUAUCCAGCUGCGUUCCAUUGAAAAAAAAAAUAGAAAAAUCGCAAAUAAAUAUUUUCAACACAACCACUUUUCCACUUCCACUUUUUUCUUUUCAAAACCAAUAAUUUCGCGCAGGGCAACGUUUGCGUCUAGUAGAACAAUAGACCACAUAUGUAUGUAUUGAGAAUGUAAACAGCGUAUUUAAAUUUAAGGAAAUCACUAAUGAAGAAUUGUAUACAUUUUGUAAAAAUCAGAUUUUGAUAAAAUACAGAAAGAAUUGCUUAGAGAUAACUGCUAUAACCGCAGUCACUGAAGAAAUAUUUAAUAACUCCUAUGCAGCAAAUAUGCAUAUAACAAAAAAAGGGGAAGAAUUUAGGCCAAUUAACACACGCGAAACAAUAGAAAAACUUUUAAAAACUGUAUGUUUAAAAUUAAUAGUUUUAAUUUUAUUCCUAAUAUUUAAGUUUAUUCCUAAUUGUUAUAAUUCUUAUCUAGCAAUGCCUUAUCUAUGCUUACUUUGUUUUCUUUCUGUUCACAUGACAUACGACCUAUGUACAUCACCUGCAAAUCACAUCGCACACGACACACAUCACCACACUCAUCACACACAUGCAACACACAACACAACCCAUCAAACAAGACAUCAACCAAACCAUCACCAACGAACUGAACUUGCUAAUAUUCACCACCCAAGUUAUUAAAAAGGAGCCAUCCGAUUGGGAUUGGCUCCCUUUCGCUUUUACUCGUGAACCAGAAGGUUAUGCAAUUUGGUGCGCCUCCAAUUUUAUUGCGGUCUGAUUGUCUUUUUCGACUCGAGUGUGUUCCGUGUGAGCAGUGUGCCCCCAAUUAAUACCAACAACAUUGUUAUUCCAUCUCAUUCUUGUGCGAUUUGAAUUGAAGUGAAAUAAAUUGUUAACUUUUGCAUAUUCUUGAAAUCGUGUAUUUACAUUUACCUUUAGAAUUUCCUUAUUAUUGCGGUCGUAUUUAAAUCCACGUAAGUAUAAUUACUCAUCUGAGUAAACACUUUCUUUUAUCAUCCACUUCUGUUUGCUAUGCUAUUUGUUUACGCGAAUGCAAUGUUACCGUAUUUCAAAUUUACAUUUACCUUUAGAAUUUCCUUAUUAUUGCGGUCGUAUUUAAUUCCACGUAAGUAUAAUUACUCAUCUGAGUAAACACUUUCUUUUAUCAUCCACUUCUGUUUGCUAUGCUAUUUGUUUACGCGUAUGCAAUGUUACGGUAUUUCAAAUUCCUACAAACUACUAUACAAAGUGCAGGACAUACAUGCACUAAUCCUUCUUUUUCUGAUGUCAAGUUAUACGGUCAAGCUGUCAAAUAAACGUAAGAUUCAAUAGGAACUCUACCCGCUGUAAAAUUAAUUAUUUAACAUUUUUUGGUGCCUCCUGUGAAGACAAAUAUUUAAAUUUUGUGUGUUAAUACGGUUGAGUAUUUUUCAUGGCGGAACUCAACUGGCGUACAUCUGCGGUAAAUUCAAUUAAGCGUAUACACGCACGUUUUUCUGAUGGCGUCAUGGAAGAUCUGGAUGUUUUUCAUCUUAAACAAGAACUCAGAUCAGUUGAAGCACACUUCGGGCGAUUCGAGGAGAAUCACAAUCAUCUGAUUGGAGGAGCUACGCCCACCGAGAUGGGUUCACAUGAUGCGCUUUGGGAAGCAGUGGAGGAGCUUUACAAGGAAGUAUGCAGUAAACUCAAUCGGUUAAUCUCAUCGUCAAAGGUCGAAUCAAUGUCACCGAUGGAGCGCGCGAUUGCCCCAUAUCAUCGCUGGAUGGCCACUUGGUUGAUCUUAAGUUAGAUUCGUUAGCUAUUCCGUCAUUCGAUGGAGACAAGUGGCUAGCGUUCAAAGAUGCGUUUGAAACACUGGUUCAUCACUCGGCAUACCCGGAAGCAUUUAAGUUGGGCAAACUUCGUCAGGCAGUCAAUGUAGCCUCAGUUCCCUUAAUUGGAGGAAUCUACUAGGGUGGCUAUCAAGAGGUGUGGAAUGCUCUGAAGGAACGCUACGACAACAAAAAGCAGCUAGCGGAACUACACGUAUCCCGUUUUCUUAACCUUAAGGCAGCUACCCUGGAGUCAUCACAAUCGUUGCUGUCAAUUGUGGACGCGGUUCAUGAGUCACUGCGUGCUCUGCGGGUGAUGGAUAUUCCUAUACAUCACUGGGAUACAAUAGCUGUGCCAAUCGUGGUGACUAAGCUUCCAGCUGUAACCAAACAGGAUUGGUGUAUGACAUGCUCUCCUACAGACAUACCACAGUUAGAAGAUAUAUUGAAGUUUCUCGAAAGACAUGCUCAUAGCCUGUCUCCGGAACCAUCGGCUGCGUUAAUGGGGUGUCAGCAACAACGGCCAGUGAGGACGCAUGUCGCGACUACAGACGCAGCGUUGUGUGCUUAUUGCAGCUUACCACAUGGAAUCGCUAAGUGUCCUACAGUGUUCGCCCUCAAUCUAGAGCAACGAUUUGAGGCGAUUAGGAGAUUGCAGUUGUGUUACAACUGCCUACGUGCUGGUCAUUCGCUAAGGCAGUGUUCCUCAGGUAAUUGCCGAAAUUGUGGUCGCAAGCACAACUCAAUCUUAUGCCGAGCUAAGGUCAAUAAUGCGUCAACGCUUUGAUCUUCACUUACUUCACCAGUAUCUGCUAACGUGCCUGCUGAGGUGCAGACAACCUCAACAGCAUGACUAGCAGCACCCGUCAGGUCCCUCGUUGUCAAUCCAAAGCCGAUCACUCUUUUAGCAACAGCAUUGUAUAUGCCAUUGGAAACGCAUCGGUGCAGCGAGUGGCCCGGGUCUUAUGUGAUCCAGGUUAGCUUCGUAACGGACCGACUAGCUAACUGUUUGCAACUAUAUCGACGAAAAUGUAACGUAAUGGUAGAAGGAGUAGGUUCUGCUAGUACUCAAGUUAACGGCAGCGUGACCUUCACUCUGAGAUCAACAACAACUAAUUUUGAGAUGCGAAUUGAUGCCUUGGUUUUAUCGUCCAUUACUUCUCCGACUCCAGCAGUGAAGAUUGACAUGAAGCAAUGGCCAUUAGGCAUAUAACUUUUUACAAUUUUUGCAAAUACGAAAAACGACAUACCAUAGUCGAAUAGAGAAUAAAAGAGUAUGAACCCCAUUAUUUUUAUUUUGUGAAAUUGCAAAAAAGUUUCCGCGCAAAACGAAAUUACUUUUUUAUCAGAACUGCUAAAAAAUAUAACAAAAAAAGUUUUGUACACUGUACACGUUUUUCUUCAUAAUAAUAGAUAUUUUUUUAACUAAUAAUCUUCCUAUUAUUCCAAACGCCUUUUAAUAGACCUAAGGGAAGUGCCCCACCCACCCCAAACUAAUUUUUCUUCAGAAAAUUCUGAUUCAAUAUAAUAAUAACACAGCUGUGCGCGCGACAAUGUCUUUACAUCUGACGAGACGAGAGCGUAGUUAGAAAUCCGUUUUUGGGCGGAACGUUUUUGAACUGAAAUCACCUAAAAAAAGUGAUAUUCUUUACUUGUACAAUAUUUGCCACCACGUGGUAGUAUGCCAAAUUUUUCGUCAAAAUUUGUUCUAUGCCUAAUGGCCAUACUUGAAAGGCUUAGCUUUGGCGGACGACCAGUUUGGUACCCCUGGAACAAUCGAGGAAUCAUUGCUCACACUCAACACGUUAGUAGAGAGAGAAGACCACCAUUUAGAAGAACUGGUGAGUAAGUUUUGGCAAAUGGAGGACAUAACGGUUGUUGACGAUUCGCAAGAGAACGAAUGCGAGCAGAUCUUCGAAACCACACAUAGCCGUACCUCAGACUGCCGUUAUAUUGUACGGUUACCCCUGCAACGAAAUGCAACGGAACUUGGUGACUCGUACAGUAAGGCAGUUUCAUAUAUUGGAGCGUCGCAUGGUUGCAGAUCCAGUUCUUAGAGAAAACUACAUUACAUUCAUGAAAGAGUAUGCCGCACUUGGGCAUAUGGAAUUGGUACAAUCACCCUACGAUCACACUAACUGCUACUAUAUUCCAUAUCAUGCGGUCACAACGAAAUUCCGCGUGGUGUUCAACGCUUCGGCACCUACCAGCACUGAAGUCUCACUGAACGACAUUCAACUGGUUGGUCCAACGCUUCAGGAUUCUCAUAGUAGUAUACUUUUACGUUUUCGACGCUAUCGAGUGGCGAUAAGUGCGGACAUCCAGAAAAUGUUCCGGCAAGUGUUGGUUGCACCUGAGCAUCACGAUUAUCAACGAAUCAUCUGGCGAGAGUCUCCGGAAGACGACAUCCAAGUGUACCGCUUAAAGACCUUCACAUAUGGGAUUGCAUACAGUCCUUACAAUGCAGUUCGUACACUGCAACAAUGUGAUUGUGGCAAUUCAACUGUGGUACCAAAUACACAGCAAGCUGCAUUUGCUCGAACGGCGAUACUAACCUCGUUUUAUGCUGAUGACUUUCUAACAAGUUGCGAAAGCGCUACAGAUGCAGUAGAACUAGCAGCGAACGUGGAUGUCAUUCUCUUUGCAGGGCAGUUUACCUUGAGAAAAUGGAAUUCGAACGAUAGUCAGAUGAUGAAGUGCUUAGCUAAUGAAUCAUCUCUUUCUAGUUACAUCUUCCAGCGAUUGUAUUGUGUUGGUUAAAGAAGAAUCCAACAACACUGAAACCUUUCAUAUGCAAUCGAGUUCGUCGAAUACAGGAGCUGACAUCCCCCGCCCGCUGGCAUCUCAUCCGUUCUGCUCAAAACCCAGCUGAUUGUGCCAGCAGAGGCAUCACACCUGAAGAGCUAUUAGUACACCCACUUUGGUGGUAUGGCCCGGACGAGACACACAUGAUCUAUUCUACUAACAACGAUACUUUGCUCAGCAAGGACGAGUCAGAAGUUAUAGUCGCUGAAACUCGUAACACUAAUAAGAUGAUUGUACUCGUUUCACAUCCAUUGUAUACACAUCGUCCAAACGGACAGACUAUUUUGUUAACUAAAUGUUUCAGUACAAUUACCCGCAUCUUGGACACAAUUGCCAUUAUUCUUCGUUAGUUACAGCGCCGACGACAUCUUCGUCAACCGGUCAUCGUUGCGCAGGAACUAGAUGACGCACAGGAACGCAAGAGGAACAUUUUGCAGAUGAAAUCUGACAUUUGAAGUCUCGUUCAGGUUUGGUAUCCUCCUCUCGAAUAUUGCCUCUAAAUCCAUUUCUAGACGAGAACCAGAUCGUACGAGUCGGUGGACGAAUUCAUAAAGCCGAAUUAGCACAUGAUCCACGAUUCCCGAUUAUCAUGCCAAAGGCAACGCCUUCCUUACCCGGGCAGAGGGUCAGAGCAGCACGGCCGUUCAUUUCAUCUGGUGUGUAUUAUUGUGGACCUUUCACACUACGUGCAGGAACGAAACGUUCGCGAACGCUCAUCAAGACAUACCUCGCCAUAUUCGUAUGUAUGGUCACCAAGGCUGUACACAUUGAAGUUGUAGAUGACCUGUCGGCACAGGCAUUCCUAGUCGCUUUCACUCGUUUAAUCAGCACACGCGGUCCUUGUCGUGAUUUAUACAGUGACAUUGGGACAGCCUUUGUUGGAGCUAACCGUCUCUUGAAGGAAGAUUUUGCAGCAUGGCAGAGUGAGAAUAAUCAGCGGUCCUUAGACAAUCAGACAAAACAGCUGAUGGAAUAUUUAGUGGGGAAUGUGCUGCUGUGCGAAAUUCCAAUCACUCUUGUGAAACCGCAAUAAAUUAUAUUAUCGAUGAAGAGAAGACAAGUGGAGCACAUUAUUUUUUAAGCGGGCUUUUGAAACAAUCGAUGGAGAUAUUGUACUCGUAAUAAAUAAGAUGCAUAAUAUUUGAGAAGUAUAAUGGAAUUGAUUCUAUCCUAAAUUGAAAAUAGAUACCAACGAUUUAAUGGGAGGAUAUGAGCUUGUAGUUGGAUCGAGAAAGGAAUACCGCAGCGUUCAAUUCGUGGACCUAUACUACUCAUACUAUAUGCAAAUGACAUUGAAAUGAAAAUAAAAAUUUUUGAAAUAAUUUCAUAACUAAUUUUUAAAAUGCGGAUGACACAUUGUUAUAUGCAGAAGGAGAAGAUGAAGAUAAAGUCUGAAUUGCUGAGGUAAUUCCUGAACCGAUUUUACUAAUUUUCACCACCAAGCGACAUAAUAACCACUUCAUUAUAUCUCACCGAUUUAUAAAGUAUAAAAUCCACCGUAAUUUUGUAAACCCUAUAUAUUGGAGCUAGGCGAAGUUAAAAUGCGACACAGAAUUACCGAUAUUUCCGGUAAUAUAUUAGCCAAAACCUUUGGUGUUCACAUGUUCGAUAUCUGGUGCCUUGAAAAGCUAUAGUCCGAUUUCGGCAAAACUUAUAUUUAUAUUUAAUUUUGUUGUGGUGGAGUAUAAAAAUUAAUUUUGUAUGAAAAGUGCUGCAGCUCUUAGCUAUAUAAUCAUAGUAAAUAUUUCAGAGGCAAACAAAAAGUGAGAAGCCAUUUCCCCAAUAAAACUUUCAGCGAUUCGUCAAGCGUUUUAUGUAUAGUAUAAUUAAUGCAUACAUAUGCAUAAAAUGCUUGACAGUGAAGUUGUUUUACUAUUUGUACAGAACACAUGGUGGGAUAAUUAUAAAGGCAUUAAAAAGAUUACUGGACUGAAAAUUGAAAAAAAAAAUAAUUCCGGCAAACAUAACUAUUAGCGGUUGCACCGAAUUAGAAACAGUCAGUUAACAUUUUGCUUAGUGCAGCACAACUUGAAACUAAUUGAAAACUUAUUUUCUGUUGUGUUCUAUUCGAAAUUUAUUGUUCAUAUUUUUUCGGGAUAAAAAACUUUUAACAAAUUUAAUAUAGCAGUAGGAGGUGAAUUUAUGCAAAGUCAGCGUUUAGUCCAAAGUGAAAAACUCUUGUGAUGUGAAAAACUUUGAAAAUGAAGAUGGAAAAUAAUUAUAUUACUUUACUGAUUAUAUUCGCUUUUAUAAAUCCCGGCUUCUCAGCGAAUUGGAAUAAAAUUACUAACGUUGGAGUGUGUGCAGAUAAAAAUGUAAAAUUACUUUCGCUGAUGAACUUGCUUUGUAAUACGACACAAACCACAUCGAUACAAAGCCGUGAUGCAUGUUAUGGUUGCUUCUUCCGUGCCGGCAAUAGUCUUAAUGGGCUUCAGCAACUUUCAUCAUUGAAUGAUUGUGUCCGUUUAUAUAUAGCGAAUUCCAGUUAUGCAGUUUGUGCUGCUAAUUUACAGGCUUCCAUCGAUGGAACUUUAAAAGAGACAUUACCUGCUGAAUUUUCUACUGGGCCUUGUUUUACGGGGUAUUGUGAGUUUGUACGUUGCGUGAGGCAUUUUAAUACCCAAAGUCUGAUUUCAACUUGUUAUAUGGAAAACCUGGGCACGAGAGCAUUAACAGACAACCUCGACCGUGUUUAUUUCUAUACGAACAUCUCAUCGUGCAUAUUAGCUAAAACGCGUUGCUCACAGUACAAUCCUAUAUCGGGAGAGUUUCAAAACACAUUUGGUACACCAGUCAAUACAGCAGCAACAGUUUGGCUUGGCGGAUCUUUGCCACUGAAGCAGUUAACGUCAUUCAACGCACUUCAUAUAUCGGAAACUGGUGAUUUGCGUGUCAUAACUUUUCCAGCAAUCACUACAGCUGCAGCCGAUCAGUUUUGCUCUCGUCGGCCCAUAUUGCAGCAGACUGGAUAUGGCGCAUUUGUAUGCUAAAAUAAAUACAUAGAAAGGCAUUUUAUAUUGUACAUACGUAUAUAUGUAUGUAAAUGAAAAUAUUUGAUAAAUUAUAGUUGUUUAAAGACCACAAAUUGUGUACUUUUUAUUUCAAAUGGUUGUUAGAUAUAUGGCUAUAAAAUUACCAUUGUUGUUUUUAUCUUAUAUGUUUGAAUAAUGAAUGAAAAAC